This is a messenger RNA of Nerophis lumbriciformis (worm pipefish), 1347 nucleotides long. The record is from RefSeq and is a predicted model, not a curated record. NCBI's taxonomy places the organism in Eukaryota, Metazoa, Chordata, Actinopteri, Syngnathiformes, Syngnathidae.
AUGCAAUCUCAUGGAGGGGUAGGCGGCGUCGACAACGUUAUUGAAAGACCUGUAGGAACCGUGCUGUCGGGGCUGGCUGCCGGUGUUAUUGGUGCCGCCAACGUAGGCGCUACGGCUGGCUACCCCAACUGCAUCAGCCUUGAUAUGGGGGGCACCAGUACGGAUGUGGCGUUGAUCCGUGGCGGCCAGGCAUUGGUCACCAGUGAGGGAAGCUUUGAAGACUAUCCGCUAAACGUACCGAUGAUUGACGUUCGCACGAUCGGCGCCGGAGGAAGCUCGAUCGCGUACGUUGACGAUGGCGGCGCGCUUAAGGUUGGGCCGGAAAGUGCCGGAGCUGAUCCGGGUCCGGCAUGCUAUGGUCGCGGUGGCAAGGCACCCACGGUUACCGAUGCCAGCCUCGUGCUUGGGUAUUUGAACCCAGCAACGUUCGCCGGCGGUUUGAACAUCGAUGUGCAGAAGAGCGAACAGGCGAUCCGAUCAAAGAUCGCUGAGCCGCUGGGCAUGACGAUAAUCGAGGCGGCACUAGGUAUUCACACCAUCGUCAAUGCGAAUAUGGCUCAAACGCUGCGCCUGGUUUCAAUCAAGCGUGGCCAUGACCCGCGCGAUUUUGUCUUGAUUCCGUUUGGCGGGGCGGGGCCAUUGCAGGGUGGUCGUCUGGCCGAGAAUGCAAGCAUCGGCCGAAUACUGGUACCCCCCACCCCAGGUGUACUGUCCGCGAUGGGACUGAUGCUCGCACCCAUCCAACACGAGGCGCUGGCUAGCUUUGAAGUGACCGCUGCCGAAGUCACGCCGACGGCAUUGCGCGCCAUUCUGGCCCCAAUGGAUGAGAGUUGUGUUGCGAAGAUGACCAACGACGGCGUGGUAGCAGAUGAGAGUCACAUCGAGUACUUCGCCGAAAUGCGCUAUGUCGGACAGUCCCAUCAACUGGACGUAUCGCUCGGCAAUUGCAUUGCGGACGAUACGGUGAGCCAAGCGAAUGAGCGUUUCCACGAUGUACACCAGGCCACUUACAACCAUUGCGAUAAGCAUGCAGCAACCGAAUUCGUUGCCCUGCGCGCUGUACAUCGCCGUGAACCUGACGAGAGGAGCCUGCUCGAUGCACAAUUCGAGGCGCGAACACAAUCACCGUCGCCUACUUCGAGAAAAGCCUGCUUGUCCGCUGAACAGGGCUACGUCGACGUGCCGAUACUUCAGCGCAAUGAGCUACCAGCAGGUCACAAACUCUCCGGUCCGGCCAUUAUCGAACAGGCCGACACGACAACACUGAUCUACCCCGGGCACUCGGGUGUGGUAGACCGUUAUGGCAAUCUGAUUAUUGAGCUUGAGACCCGGUACUCGAAGAACUAA